Populus euphratica (Euphrates poplar) is the source of this 1220-nucleotide messenger RNA. RefSeq names its product Ubiquitin-conjugating enzyme/RWD-like protein. The coding region runs from base 143 to 1162 and encodes 339 amino acids. Gene Ontology annotation, molecular function: ubiquitin binding. The transcript has a single exon. Gene Ontology annotation, biological process: protein modification process; endosome to lysosome transport; protein transport. The record is from RefSeq and is a predicted model, not a curated record. Gene Ontology annotation, cellular component: ESCRT I complex. NCBI's taxonomy places the organism in Eukaryota, Viridiplantae, Streptophyta, Magnoliopsida, Malpighiales, Salicaceae.
UUCAAAACAGCUAAAAACUUGCUAGGAACUUUCCCAGGAUUGACUUAAAUCUUUGUCUUUUUAUAUGGAGAAUAACGAGAUCAGAAGCAUGCUAGACAGGCUAGAACUCUUCUUGUGAGUUAAGCUCUCCAUCUCUCCCCUGAUGCCACCCUCAUCCUUGAUCAAAUUCAUCGACACCGCACUUUCUUGCACGAGCCGCUUCGCAUUAUCCUAUACAGACUCUAAACAAAAAUGGUUUAUCAGAAAACACCUCCUUUCUUUAAUCCAAGAUUACCCCACUUUCACCCUCUCAGCCGAUACUUUCUUUCACGAUGACGGCACGACUGUGAACCUUCUAUAUGCCACUGGCCAUCUCCAUGUCGCCAAUCAUACUCCUUCUAUACCUCUCGCAAUCUGGAUCCAUGAAAACUAUCCUUGUAUGCCUCCUAUGGUCUAUGUUUUAUCAGAUUCUACGUCUCCAAUUCAUCAAGACCACCCCUUUGUUCACUCUUCUGGUGCGACCUCUUCUCCUUACCUGCAAACUUGGGUAUUCCCCAGAUGCCACCUCACUGAACUCGUGCACAACCUUGUCAAGAUUUUCUCUCAUGACCAUCCUUUUGUUUACUCGCCGGCAGCUAGUUUUACCCAUCCCUCUCUUGUCUCUAAGAUGGAGGCUCUCGAUCGGCUUUCAGGAAUGCUUCACUAUGACACAACUGUCUUGCUGGCCCAAACUGAAGAGGAAAUGGAGGAUUUAUCUAAUUUGCAAUCCGAAAUGGUGAAAAGAGAUGAUAUCAUCACGAGUAUGAUUAUGGGACUUGAACAUGAAAGAAUGAACUUGAAACAUAGAGUCAUGAAUUUGAUGAGCCAAGCUGAUGUCCUAGUGAACUGGUUACGAGUUAAUGAUGCAAAAUCACUAGUGACAAAGUUAGAGGGUGAAAUGGAUGAUGAUGAUGCAUUUGAAGCUGGCGAUGAAGAUUCAAAAUUGUUGAUAGAAUUCUUGGCCGCGGAUAGUGCCAUAGAGGAUUCAAUGUAUGCGUUGGACAAGGCAGUCGAGUACGGAGCGGUAAGUUUUGAUGCAUACUUAAGGCAGGUAAGAAUGUUGGCAAGAGAGCAGUUCUUUCUGAGAUCUAAGCUUGUAAAAUUGAGAGGUCCAGCAUAUUCCAUCGGCCUCGAAAGAGAAUGAGCUUUGUAUGGUGCCUCCUUUGCGUAUAAUGAAUAAAUUCGUGAUAAUCAUAAAGAUA